CUGAAUGUGGACUGCUAUUUAUGUGUAAAAAUGAAUAGAAUUUAUUUGUUUUUAUGUUUAAUAAGCGCAUUGUGUUUAAUUGUAAUUCAUGCACAACAUCACUACGAUGAACAUAAAACCAGCAACAUGAUUUGGUGCACAAAAAGUGAGGAGGAGCAGUACAAAUGUCUAAACUUGACUGCGGCCAUCGAACGGGACCGAGCGCUCUUUGACGAUGCCUUCAUGAAUCUCACCUGCUUUAUGGCAUACAGCGCAGAUGAAUGCAUCCAUCAUCUGGACCGCGAGAAGGCGCAUAUCACAACGCUGGACGCCGGAGAUGUUUUUACCGCUGGUCGUUACAACUCCCUGAUCCCAAUAAUGCAGGAGAAAUUGGAGGGCGGAUUCUUGAACUAUCAUUCAGUGGCUGUUAUCAAGAAGAAUACACUCCCCGAUGUUACCGAGUUGCGACACCUGCGUCAAAAGAGAGUUUGCUUUCCCUGGGUGGGAAGUCUGGCAGGUUGGAUUGUACCCAUAUACACGCUGCAACACUUUGGCGAUAUGGAGGUUGUGGAUUGCAAUAACCAGGUGAAAACGGCUGCCAACUAUUUUAACAGCUCCUGCGCUGUGCACUCGCUGAUUGACAAGUACAAUCCCAUCGGAGACAAUUCUGACAAACUUUGUGCAUUAUGUACGGGCAAAAUACCUGGACGCUGCUCGGCGUCUGAUCCAUAUUUUGGAUACGAUGGUGCAUUUAGGUGCCUCCUCGAGGCGGGAGAUGUUGCUUUCUUGCGGCACUCGACUGUUUCAGAAAUGCUGCAAACUAUAGAGUUUAAAAAAUUGUCGCCGGAUACCUUUGAAUUGCUUUGCCGGGAUGGUAGCCGUGUGCCCAUCUCUGACUAUCGCCAAUGUAGCUGGGGACAAGUUCCUUCGGAUGCAAUUGUUACUUCCUCAGCUCGUAGUUUUCGGGAUCGUUUCCGAUACCAACAGUUUUUGAAACGCAUUGCUGAGUUGUAUUCAGACGCACUCCGUGAGGAAUCAAAAGGCAAUCAGCCACAGACUGGCGUUGGCUUUAACACAUACGAUCGCAACAACUUCAAUGACCAAGGUCGUAGCAACCCAUACGACAAUUUCAACAGUCAAUACGACAAUAUCAACACCUACAAUAGAAAUCAGAACCAAAAUCAAAAUCCCUUUGACCGAUUUGAUGGCACAAAUUAUCGCAAUGACCGACUGGACAGCAGUUUUACCACUGAACGCAAUUCAUUUGAUGGCAACACAUCUGUACCUUAUGAAAAAUUCCGUAUUUUUGAAUCGAGCAGAUAUGGAAAAUCUAAUCUGCUUUUCCAGGAUGCAGCCAGAGAUCUCAUUUCCAUAUCGGAAGACGAUCAGUCCUUUACUAAAUAUUUGCAGAAAUCUAUUGAAUAUAUAUACGGCAUCCGGGAAUGUCCCGUUCCAGCAAUGACGAUGUGUGUGACCUCUGAGCCGGAGCUGGAAAAAUGCAUCAAAAUGAGAACGGCGCUCAAAGCACAAAUUUUAAAACCAGAACUUAUUUGCAAAAAAAUGCACUCGCAUAUAAACUGUAUGCAACUUAUACAGUCAGGCAAAGCUGAUGUGUCUGUCUUUGAUGCCGGCGAUGUAUAUACGGGUGGAUUGAAUUAUGAUUUGAUUCCAUUCAUGUCUGAGGUCUACAAUUUGGGUGAGCCGGAAUACUAUGUUGUAGCUGUAGCCAAAGAAGAAGAUCCCGACACCGAGCUAACGUAUCUGAAGGGGAAGAACACAUGUCAUACUGGCAUUAAUAUGGCCGCAGGCUGGACAUAUCCAAUGGCAUUCCUAAUAUCGAAUGGUUGGAUACGACCUUAUGGAUGUGACUCGAUACGUGCCGCAGCAGACUUUACCAAAUCAUGCGUCCCCGGCGCAAUCAGUAGCGAAUAUAAUACUGGCGUACCGUACGACAGCAUGUGUGACCUUUGCCAUGGAACCAGCUACAGAUACUGCCGCCGCGAUGCUUCGGAGGACUACUAUGGUCAUACGGGUGCGUUCCGCUGCCUUGUUGAGGGCGGUGGCCAUGUGGCUUUUAUGAAGCACACCACUGUAAUGGAGAGCACGGGUGGCAAACGCAAGGAGUGGUGGGCACGGAAUGCUUUAAACGAUGAUUUUGAACUUUGCACGGACGGCACACGCGCCGAGCUGCAAGUAAAACGCUGCAAUUUGGGCAAAGUUAGAGCUAAUGCUGUAGUCACGCGUGGCGGGGUCAACUACAAUGAGACACAAUUGCACGCAUAUAUCAACCUGCUAACCUAUGCCCAACAGCUGUACGGCCGGAAGGAU
Molecule: messenger RNA, 2307 nt
Organism: Drosophila virilis
Lineage: Eukaryota; Metazoa; Arthropoda; Insecta; Diptera; Drosophilidae
Source: RefSeq, a predicted model, not a curated record